UUGCACAUUGUUGAUCCCCAUAAGAAACCUGUUACUUACAAUUUCCUUCUCUAUUGUUAAUCAAUUCCUUCACAAGCUUCUUGUUUCCAUUCCCCUAUAUAAACCCUCCCCUGCUUCCCCUGUUUUCCACACAUCAAAACAGUUUCCAACAACUACAACAAUUAAACAUGAAAAUGAAGAAUCUCUUAUGUGUUGCUCUGUCCCUUGCUUUGGUUCUUGGCCUAGCCAAGAGCUUCGAUUUCCACGAGAGCGAUGUGGGAUCGGAGAAGAGCCUGUGGGACUUGUAUGAGAGAUGGAGGAGCCACCACACGGUUUCUCGGAGCCUCGAUGACAAACACAAGCGCUUUAACGUGUUCAAAGCCAAUGUGAUGCAUGUCCACAACACUAACAAAAUGGACAAGCCUUACAAGCUGAAGCUGAAUAAAUUUGCAGACAUGACCAACCAUGAAUUUAGGAGUGCCUAUGCUGGAUCAAAGGUUAAUCACCACAGAAUGUUCAGAGGAGCAACACGUGGGAAUGGGAGCUUCAUGUAUGAGAAGAUUAAUAGAGUUCCUCCUUCUGUGGAUUGGAGGAAGAAGGGUGCUGUCACUGAUGUAAAGGAUCAAGGCCAAUGUGGAAGCUGCUGGGCGUUUUCAACUGUUGUAGCUGUUGAAGGCAUUAACCAAAUCAAGACAAAUAAGCUGGUCUCAUUGUCUGAGCAAGAGCUGGUGGAUUGUGACACUAAAGAAAAUGCUGGAUGCAAUGGUGGGCUGAUGGAAUAUGCUUUUGAGUUCAUCAAGCAAAAGGGAGGCAUAACAACAGAAAACAAUUACCCUUACAAAGCAAAUGCCGGAUCUUGUGAUGCAUCAAAGGAGAAUGAUCCAGUAGUUUCAAUUGAUGGCCAUGAGACUGUUCCUGCUAACGACGAAGCCGCGUUGCUCAAUGCUGUUGCCAACCAACCUGUAUCUGUAGCUAUAGAUGCUGGUGGAUCUGAUUUCCAAUUCUACUCAGAGGGGGUAUUUACUGGCGAUUGUGGCACGGGGCUUGAUCAUGGUGUAGCGGUUGUGGGAUAUGGAACAACUGUUGAUGGAACUGACUACUGGAUAGUGAAGAACUCUUGGGGGCCAGAAUGGGGAGAACAGGGUUAUAUCAGAAUGCAGAGGAACAUAUCUGACAAGGAGGGGCUAUGUGGCAUAGCUAUGGAGGCUUCCUACCCAAUCAAAAACUCCUCUGAGAAUCCAAAACCACGUUCAUCUCCUAAAGAUGAGCUUUAAUCUCAUGAUCUCAUGAGCUAAGCUAGAAAAAGUUGUUUCAGAUUUGAUGUCAAUGUAUUCAUCUACAUAUUUAUGCUUAUAUCUCCUAGCUAAAUAAACAUAUCUUUCAAUUUGAUUUCA
Messenger RNA from Lotus japonicus, 1373 nucleotides. Its product is annotated as vignain-like. Bases 168 to 1253 code for a protein of 361 amino acids. Lineage: Eukaryota; Viridiplantae; Streptophyta; Magnoliopsida; Fabales; Fabaceae. Gene Ontology annotation, cellular component: lysosome. Gene Ontology annotation, molecular function: cysteine-type endopeptidase activity. The record is from RefSeq and is a predicted model, not a curated record. The transcript has 4 exons.